Molecule: messenger RNA, 3297 nt
Organism: Malurus melanocephalus (red-backed fairy wren)
Lineage: Eukaryota; Metazoa; Chordata; Aves; Passeriformes; Maluridae
Gene: EEF1AKMT2
Product: EEF1A lysine methyltransferase 2
Exons: 6
Coding region: 1-795 (264 amino acids)
Biological process (GO): peptidyl-lysine dimethylation; peptidyl-lysine monomethylation
Cellular component (GO): cytoplasm
Molecular function (GO): protein-lysine N-methyltransferase activity
Source: RefSeq, a predicted model, not a curated record
AUGACGGACACACCGCCGCCACCGGCAGGGCGCAAGCGCGCCGGACGCACGCCCGCUUCCGGCGGCGGCGCGGGGCAUCAUGGGGAGUGUAGUCCCGGGGGGAAGCGGGAUUUCCCAGUGUUAAUUAUCAUAUCCUCUCUUCUCUACUCCCCCAACUUCAGCUGGGAUGCUGCAUAUGAAAGAGAGCUGCAAACUUUUCAAGACAUUGGAGAUGCCGGGGAAAUCUGGUUUGGGGAAGAAAGCAUGGUGCGCAUAAUCACAUGGUUGGAAAAGCACAAGGUCCCCCUUGACAGCUCUGUGCUUGACAUUGGCACUGGGAAUGGUGUUUUACUGAUUGAAUUGGCAAAGUCUGGCUACAUGAAUCUCACAGGCAUUGAUUACUCACCUUCUGCAAUACAGCUUUCAGAAAAAAUAAGAGAGAAAGAAGGGAUGUCUAACAUUAAAUUAAAGGUAGAAGAUUUCCUGACCCCCUCAGCUGAGCUGUCAGGCUUUGACAUUUGUCUCGACAAGGGGACUUUUGAUGCCAUAAGCCUCGACCCUGCGGACGCAGCGGGGAAGAGGAAGCUCUACGUGGGAUCCCUGAGCAGGGUGUUGAAACCAGAGGGCUUUUUCCUCAUCACCUCUUGCAACUGGACCAAGGAGGAGCUGCUGAACGAGUUCAGAGAAGGAUUUGAAAUUCUGGACGAGCUGCCAACACCCAAGUUUUGCUUUGGAGGAAGAAUUGGAAACAGUGUUACAGCAUUGGUUUUCCAAAGGAAAAAAGUGAAGCCAUCCAUCUUGGACAAAUUAGAUUAGAUGAGACAAGUCUGAACUUUAAACCUGACAGAAAACCUCAGACACGUGUGUAAAUAAAUGCUUUUUGAGUGUACUGUAAAAUACUAUGUAUGGAGCUCUAAGGGACUAUAAAACAUUGCCCUAGAAACAUUUCACCUUUGCAUAAUUUGCCCAUAAAUUUUGUCCUUGCCACAACCUCACUGGUUUUAGAGAAGCUGCAAGUUUGUAUGAGAGAGGGAAAUCAGACAUACUAAAUACAAGGACCAACAUAAACUGAAUGAUAUUGGUGCUUGAAACAUAAGAUUAUCUGAUAUUUAAUUUCUGUGCUGGUACACAGUGACCAAUAGAGGUAAAGGUAUUCUACAAAGCAAAAAUCUCAUUUUUCUGUUGUGCAGUGGAAUGAGGAACAAGCUUUUGCAAUGUAAGCAUUGGAUCUUUAAUUUUUUUCCUUAGGUGAACAUGAAGGCAGCUGUUAAGGAGGGAAAUGAAUAUAAAAACCAGAACACUUUCAAUCAGAAGUUUUCCAGUGAAUUUCUCAGGGUGGAUUUUAGCUGCAAAAAAUCCAAACAAUUUCAAAGCAUAACUAACCAUUCUUUGUUGGUUUUUUUUUUUAAUUUUUUAAAAACUUCUGUGUGCAAUCCUUUUGCUCAAUUUUGUUGCCUUAAUUUCUUCUGUUUUGUAAUCUCAGAAUAUUGCUGUCUCUUGAAAGGCAGGAAAAUGAGAUUUCUUCAUGCCUUGACAAACACAUUUGCAGGUGACAAUAAACUUGUUCUUUCAAACAUCAAGGAGGCCCUCUUAGGCAAUCAGGUUUUGUUUCACAGGCAAGGUCAUGUUUGCUUAUCAGGGAAUUGCUUCUCCUGCUUUCCACGCUUCUCCUCAUUCCCAGGGCUCAGGAGAUCUUUAAGGGUCAAUAAAUACUUCCAGCCCUUUCCCAGGACAGGAAUCAAGGUGUUAUUUUGCACAGUGCUGAGUCCUCCCUCUGUGAUCUAUCUGUCAUUGUCCUCAAGGUAGGAAUCCUAAAGCUGCACCUUUUUGGGGUGGGAUCUAUUCCAUUGGGAGAAUGAUUUAUCAGCAGUGCUGACAUAAUUUAGUCCCAUAAUUUAGCCUUGUUAACAUUUGGGUAACUGUUGUAGUCCUGUGUUCUGCCUCUGCCCAGUACCCAGCUGGAAUGUUAAGAAAUGUAACUGGGAGUCCAGACUGGGGAGUUUUUUGAUGUAGUAGUACAAAGGAUUCAAAGUACACUACUGAUAACAGCCUCAGGAAAAAGCCUGUGACAUUUUUGGCAUCAGGUAGAGUUAAUAUGAGGAAAUUUUAAUUGUCAAGGACUCUGGCAGGAUGUGUUUCGGGUAUCUGUUUUAUUCCCAUCUGUAAUUUUUGCUAAUGAAGGCAUGAUGUGUAUUUAAUCAUGGAAUGAAAAUAAAAUCAGGGCUGUCAUGGAUUUUCUUUUAAUCAAUUAGUUGGAAUUCUACCAUAGAUUCCCACUCCAUAAGAUAGGUAAAGUUCAGAGCAAAUAUUGUUUUCUCCUUUUCACAGAAGUGAUUAUUAUUAGUUUUUAUUCUCUGGGUMAUAUUUUUAUAUUAUUUGUAAAGCUAAAAAUAAGCUUCUUAAAUUUGCUUGAGAUUGAGGAUUUCUGCAUCAGAUCUGUAGAUUGCAUAUUCCCUCAGUCCCAAGCACUUGCAGGUGUCACUGGAGAGCAGAAAAAUGCUUGUAAAACAUGUUUUAGGAGCUUUAUUUUAAGGCAACAGUAACCAAAGGCUUACUAUUUAAAAUCUGCUCUGCUGGAAACCCAGUAUUUUCUGGAUAAUGGAGUUUAGGUAGAUGUUCAAAUACUGRUUUAGGCAGUGGGGUUUUUUUGGCUAUGAGGAUUUGGAAUAGACAUGUGAAAGACUCUCCUUGUUUUGGGGCAGUUCAUCUUGCUGGAAAGUUUUGAUAGUGUGAUCUCUAAAUGUUCAUGUGUUUCAAUGAAAAAACUGUUAGAAAAAGAGGCAGAGGAAUAAGAAGUGAUUUAGGAGGAGGUUUGUGAGUGCUCCAUGGUGGUUCCUGAAGGCUGGAAUCCUUGUGACUACACAGCUGAGUGACUCUUGGUUUCAKCUGCAGCACCAGACAGCAGGAGAACAAAUGCAGCAUUUGAAACAUGUUUUACUCCUAUUGUUUUGCUAUCUGAAAACUCUGUCUGCGAUUUCACUGUCAAAUAUGAGGUUUGUGGGUAGUAAAACUAACAUCUGCCGUGGGUCCCAGAGGUGGCUGAGCCCACAGGCUGUUCCUGCGGGACCGAGUUUAGGCUGGGAGCUGGCAAACCUUCCUGGAGUGGUUUUGCAUAGACAGUGGGCAGAACAGAAAGGAUUUGUAUUCCCUGGUUCAUGGACAGCAUGCUGAAGGAUGGAAUUCUGUCAGGAAUGACCUUCUAUUUCAGGAAGAUUGAGGAUGGCUUUUAGUGCCUGUGCCCAAACAAAGCACCUCCACCAACAUUGUGCUUGGUGCAUCUCAGACAUCUGAUACCUGGCUGCUGAUGCCUCCUGUUGC